Molecule: messenger RNA, 3282 nt
Organism: Plasmodium fragile
Lineage: Eukaryota; Apicomplexa; Aconoidasida; Haemosporida; Plasmodiidae
Exons: 5
Coding region: 1-3282 (1093 amino acids)
Source: RefSeq, a predicted model, not a curated record
AUGCAGAAGGAAGAACUGGAAAGAAUGAAGGACGUGUUGCAUGAUUUUAUGGAUUACAUGGAAGAUCCAUACGGCACGGUGCAUGCCUUAGGGGCGAAUUGUUAUAAUACAGGUUGGAACGAUAUAGACCAGGACGACAUCUAUUACAAGGAGCAAACAGUAGCGGACGUAGUACGGUGCAGACUCCUGACACGAGCAUUGUGGUUUGCGAACGGUGACAACACACAACACAAGAACGCGAACGGGGGAAGUGCGCAUAUGAGUGCAGACGAGGAGAGACUGAGAUGCGACGUAGUUAACGCUUUUGGGUAUAUACUGCACCACAAGUAUUGUGCACAUAAGACAGCCUGGACAAGAGGCAUAAAGUAUGCCUGGAAAACAGUGAAAUCCAUGGGAGACCCUGGAGGAAUUAAGGGAGCAGACAGAGGUCCUGUAAUUGACGCAAGGUGCACAGAAUGUGGCUAUGACAUUAAGAACCCGGUAGUGAGAGUAGUAAACGGACACAUGGCACAGUUGUUAAUACAUGAGGGGAACCUAAUGCACAAAAUAGGACAAUUGGAGCGUACCGCGCACUGCGCUAUGCAGUGGAAGGACUAUAAGUCGGGUCCGGGGAGGACUGAUGGCAACGGAAACGUGGACUGGAAAAAUAUCCCUGAAGUAACAAAAACGGAAAAGGAGAUAGUACAAAAAACGCAGGCGGCAAUUCAGGAAGUGACAGCAAAAAUAGACGAAGAAAUUGAAAAAAAGAAAAGUGAACAAGAUAAAGGUAAAGAUACGAAUACGACUCCAGCGGAAGCCAAGAAGAAAAACGAGGACGGCAAGAAGUCAACGGACGCCAGUACUAAGGACCAAAGUACUGAGAAGGCGCAACUACCGGCGGCUCCAGUAUUACCAGCCAGACCAGCAGAGGAAACGCCGUCAUCACCAGGAGUAGGCAAAUCGGGAAAUGAGAACACCGUUAGCAAACCCGCCCCUAAGCAAAACGACAACGCACCAGCCAAACCAUUAGCGGCGAAACCGCAACAAUUAAUGAAGGAUGUUGCCGGAAUAUUCCAGGACUUAACACAGACGAUCAGCCAAGGUAGAGGCCUCAACGCUGGUAUUUGUGGAAGUAUAUAUACCGGAGCGCAGCCAAAUAUGUCCACAUGCAAGAGCAGGUGUAUGGACAUUGUGAACAUUAUGUUAUACAUAAAGGGAUACAGUUGCAGUACGGGCAAUUGCACAAAAAGACUGGUGCAUGACAGCAGCGGAGACAUGUUUAUGGAAUAUUUAAGAUGUACACUUGCGACUGAGGUUUUACUACAGGUGUAUGGGAAAACUACUGACCACCAGGACGUAAUAAAGAAGGUUCAGGCACAACUGCAGAAACCGGAUACACCAGGGCAAACGCAAUAUGAACCUGGGGUUUGUGAGGGGUGGGACUAUGGGGAAGUCAUAUUCGGAGUAGGAGGUAUUGGACCAGGCCUACAGCAGCGUCUGGACGAAUGGAAGGAGGGUUUGCCAGGAGGCACGGCGACCAGUACAUACGGCUCGGGGCAGACGUGUGCUUGGCCAGAGCACGACAGACGCCAGAAGAGUGAAGCACAAUGUACUGCAACAUCCGGCGCGACACCGACGAACUCUGAGCUCAUGACACGCAUAAAACACUGGGCGGAUAGUGCUUCCCUUGCGCUCCUACAGAAGGUGUUAGAAGACAUCCAACAAACAGGGUCAUCCAUGGAGAAAUGUGAUAUAGAGAAGAAGAUAAAGGCACAGGUCAAGAACGUGCAGGACAGAGUGAAUCCACAAGCUAAAACUCCGAAAGUCCAGAACGUUAAUCCCAGUGGGGCAGGCAACGCGAAGUCAGCACAACCGACACCUACUCGACCAGGAUCCUCGGGAGUAUCCUCCACACCGUCAGUCGAACCAGCCGCCGCCAAACCCGGUGGCAACAGCAAACCGGCCCCGGCCAAACCAGCAGCAGCCAAACCAGCACCACCACCCGUCGACGGAGGAAAGAAACCUGUCAAACCAGUAGCGCCGCAACCGGCAUCAACAGCGGUGGCAACGACGGAUGGGAAACCCACGACCACGGGACCGGGGGCAACGACGACGACAUCUGUUGGUGGUGGUGGUAAGACUGGUAAGGAUGGUCCCGGUGCCGCAGAGAAGGGGAAAACGACGACCAAAGAAGAGGAUUGUCCAUGGAAGAGCAUAUUGGAACACAAGCGACGGCCAGUGCACGUGAUUAGUCAUUACAGUAGUGAUGACAUGGAACAAAUGAAGACCGUAUUGCAGGAAUUUAUUGAUUAUAUGGAGAAGAACACGGACCAGAUGGAUGCAUACGGUGCCAACUGUGAUAAUUCUGGUUGGGAUGAUUUCGGCAACGGGAAAGACUAUUAUACGGGGCAAACGGUAGCAGACGUCGUACGGUGCAGACUUAUGAGUACUGCGCUAUUCUUUGCGAACACAGAGGUAAUGGAUGGGAGUAAUGGAAAGACAGAUAGAAUGACGCAACGGUUCCGGUGUGAGGUAGCGAAUGUAUUUGGAUACAUGCUGAAACAUCUUUACUGUAAAUAUAAUCGAGGAUGGAAGAGGGGUGUAGAAUAUGCCUGGAAAACAUUCCACAAAAUGGGCAAAGAGGAAGAAACUGGUGCAGUGACAAUCUCGGGUCCCGUUAUGGAUGGCAGAUGCACACAAUGUGGGUACAAAGGCAGUUGGAGGACACCCGGAAUAAUAGAUGGAUACAUAGCAGAAUGGUUAGUAGACCAAGGAAUAAUGGGAGAAAUAGCACACAUAGAGAAACAGAUGCCCUCUGAACAGGAGUGGCAGACGUAUACAGCCGGGAGGGAGAGCGAAGAUGGCAGCGGAAAAGUGGACGAAACGAAAAUCCCUGAAGUAAAAACCAUGGAGAAGCAGGUAGUAAAGGACACGAAGAAAGCAGUGGAAAAAGUGAAAAAGAAAAUAGAGGAAAAAAUUGUAAACCGCAUAGGUACUGGAACAGGUGGAGGUACGGGCAGUACUGGGGGAGCAGACGCUGCUACGACGAAAGCCCCAGGUAAGAACGUUGUAUCCGACAACAAGUCUACAUGUGGGACGCAGACACACACUGAGAAUAAGAAAGUAGGUGACCAUAAUGUAAGCGUCACAAUCAGCUUCGUAGAUUCCUCAUCCACUGGAUGCUCAGGAAGUGGUACCCCAGGUAGUGAGUCCGAUGAGAACAAAGAACGAGAGAACAAAAAAAAACACAAAAAAAAAAAAACAAACAACAAUUUCAGGACAGAGAACAAACAAAGGCAAUGA